Owenia fusiformis is the source of this 1499-nucleotide messenger RNA. NCBI's taxonomy places the organism in Eukaryota, Metazoa, Annelida, Polychaeta, Sabellida, Oweniidae. The record is from the annotation of a GenBank genome assembly.
GUGAAAUUUAGUCAAUGUUUUCACUCAAUUUUUAUUCAGUGUUAGUUGUUUAACAUCAUAUUGUUACACUUCAGUUUUGAGGUUAAUAAAACUAUGAAUAAAUUGGCAAAACAUUGGAGGGACGCGGCAACAGUGAUUCUGGCCGCAAGGGCGCCUGCUGUACAGAAAACAAGUCAUGGACCUUGGACUCAGAAUUAUGACUUCAGACUUCUGAUGUUGAAAAGAAGUAGUAAAAGCAAAUUUAUGCCAAGCGCUUAUGUCUUUCCUGGUGGUAUGGCAUCCGAGGCUGAUUUUUCUAAUGAAUGGUGUGAUGUUUUUAACACUGAUUUACAAAAACUUGGAAGAGAUUUGGAGCCUCUUAGUGGUCCGCGUCCACCUAUGUUCACAACCCAAUCGGAAGACCAACCUUCUGGAUCAAUUGUCCCUAAUGAGCUUGCCUUUCGCUUAUGUGCUAUUAGAGAAACAUUUGAGGAAUCUGGUGUCCUAUUAGCAAAGUCAAAGAACCAUACUGCUCCUAAAAAGGAUGGUUCAGUAAUCGAUGGUUCGCAUUCAAAUGAGCUCACUAUAUGGCGUAAAAAGGUUGAUGCAGAUGCUUCGAACUUUAUACUGAUGUGUAAAGAACUACAGAUAGUUCCUGAUGUUUGGGCCAUGAUGGAAUGGAGCAACUGGUUAACUCCAACAGCAGCUAAAAAGCUAGGCCUAAAUGCAGGUAGAAGGUAUGAGACUGCAUUCUUCUUAUGUUGUGUAGAUCACCUGCCAAUCACCACUCAUGAUGAGAAAGAAACUGUCAAGUUUGGUUGGCUGACACCUGAUGAAGUGUAUGAAGAUUUCAAAAAUGAGAAACUGUGGAUUGCACCUCCCCAGGUGUAUGAACUAGCCAGAAUUGCUAACUUCAGCAAGUAUGAUGACCUAUUGAAGUUCAGUAAGGAGCGGGCUACAGAAGGAUGUGAACAAAUUAUGCCUGUUAUUUCCAUGUGUACAGAUGGGAGGUUGUCUUUAUACCCAGGAGAUGACCUCUACCCCAGUAAUCCAGACUACAUAGGGGAUCGUGACCCACCUCUGAUAAUAGACUCGACAAUCGAGGAAUCUAGGGGGCAGGCUAAGAACUUAAACCGCAUGGAAUUCCUUGGACUUAAUCAGGUAUCCAUAAGCCAUAACAUUGUUCCUUCAUGUGGUCAUAUAGCCCCUGCCAAGACAGAUACUACAGAAGAUGUGGUGCCUCAUGCCAGUUUGUAAAUAAACAUGUGGUGUGUCAUGUGAUGUGGGAGUUUGUGUGUUCAAUAUCAGUUGUGUAAGAAAAGACUGCUUGUUAUGUACAGCUGGUGAUAGGGAUGCUCAGGUAGUAGCUAGGGUAAUUGACUCAACAAGAACAAAAAAAUUCAAAACUUAAAAAUGGUAAAAGGUUGCACAUUAGGUUUUAAACUUAUGCUCUGAGGUUUAAAAUAUAUUCAUAGAAAAAUUGUACAAUCAACAUAUUUUUUAUCAUUCCAUACAGUGUC